Messenger RNA from Capronia coronata CBS 617.96, 1563 nucleotides. RefSeq lists its product as uncharacterized. Gene Ontology annotation, cellular component: membrane. Bases 1 to 1563 code for a protein of 520 amino acids. Gene Ontology annotation, biological process: amino acid transport; transmembrane transport. The record is from RefSeq and is a predicted model, not a curated record. Gene Ontology annotation, molecular function: transmembrane transporter activity. Lineage: Eukaryota; Fungi; Ascomycota; Eurotiomycetes; Chaetothyriales; Herpotrichiellaceae. The transcript has 5 exons.
AUGGCUGAGCUGUCCGAUCCGAGUACGACGCCGGAAUCCAAGGAGUUGGUUGCGGCGCCACACUCAAAGGAAGCGGAAGUGUCGGCAACCAGCGACGGGCACAAGAUCAAUGCCUCAGGCCAUGAGCAAGAGCUUGAGCGAAUCUUCAACCCAAUCGCUCUCUAUGGCUAUGCAGUCACAACGGGUAACACCUGGAUCACCAUUGGGGGUAGUAUUGUUGUUGCCAUCUACAACGGUGGACCACCUGGUGUGCUAUACGAGUUCAUCGUGGUGUCUGUAUGCUACUGGUUUGUUGCCGCCUCGAUUGCCGAGCUUGCUUCAGCAAUCCCAUCUUCUGGUGGAGUCUACCACUGGGCUGCAGUCGCUGCGGGGCCAUAUGGUCGAGUCAGUGGCUGGUUUGCCGGCUGGUGGAACUUUUUCGCCUGGCUUUUCGCAUAUGUGGGCACGGCCGAAAUCGUUGCCGAGUUGACUCUUUCCAUGUACGCCCUGUUUCAUCCGGACUUCGAGCUUCAAAGAUGGCAUGUCUUUGUGAGCUACCUCCUCAUCACGAUCAUCUCGUGCAGUCUGGUCUUGUUCGCGAACAGAAUCCUGCCCAUGGUGGAGGCCGUAGGUGGCUUCUUGGUCCUGACGGGGGUGUUCAUCACCAUCAUCGUGUGUGCUGUGAUGCCAGCUGUCAACGGACGACCAUAUGCCUCGCAUCGGUUUGUGUGGGGUGACUGGGUGAACUCCACCGGCUACAGCAGCAACGGCUUCGUGUUUGUCGCUGGCAUGUUGAACGGAGCCUUCUCCGUCGGCACACCCGAUGUCGUCUCGCAUUUGGCCGAAGAAAUCCCUAAACCAAGCGCCAAUAUUCCCAAGGCGGUCCUGACUCAGUUUAUUGUCGGGUUCAUCACCGCUUUCACCUACCUGAUCACCAUUCUGUACGGCAUCGACAGUCUCGACGAUGUGCUGGACAGUUCACUGGCCAUGCCGCUGGUUGAAAUCUACCGACAAGCGACUGGAUCGGCUGGCGGAGCCCUCGGAUUGAGUAUCCUGAUCCUGCUGCCCGCCUGUGCGGCAACCGUCGGUGCGUGUAUCACCGCCAGUCGUAUCCUGUGGACAUUGUCCCGUGAGAACGCAACGCCCUUCAGCAAGACCCUGCAUCGUAUCCACCCGAGAUUCAAGAAUCCAUUCAACUCCAUUCUGGUGGUCGGUGUCGCUACGAUCAUCUUUGGCGCAAUCUACGUGGGAUCCUCCACGGCCUUCGCCGCGUUUGUCGACUCCUAUGUUGUGCUGUCGUCACUCUCCUACAUUGCGGCCAUUCUGCCGCACUUGUUGACUAAGAGGUCCAACGUCACCCCUGGGUGGUUCUGGAUGAAGGGCGCCAUUGGGUAUAUUGUCAACGCCUUUUCGUGUGGUUACAUGAUCGCUUUCGUCGUCAUCUUCUGCUUUCCUUUCUCCCUACCAGUCACGGCCGAAAACAUGAAUUAUACCUGCCUGAUCACAGGGGGGCUGACAAUCUUCAUGGGUGCAUUCUGGUUCUGGCGGCAGAAGAAUUACAUCGGUCCUCAACGGGUGGCUUGA